AUGUCAUAUCACCAUCCUUCGUAUCCACAGCCCCACUUCAGAUCAUCCGGGUUCCUGGAUACUUUGGAUUGGCUGAGUAAACGUAAUUUAGCUCGUAUUUAUCCGUUUAUAUGUCGCUGUAAAGAACUCCCUUACUAUUUUGAAGCACCUCAGCCAAGCUCUGUGAAAAGUUUGCUCGAAUCUGCUGCUACUUUGAUGGACGCCCUCACGAAUCUCAGUGCUGCAAGGAGUGUUGUUAAGAAGUUACCGAACACUGUUGCAGGCGUAUCUGUGACAGUGACAUUUCUUGCCGUGGAUACGUACAAGUCGAAAAUGGCAACCGCAGCCGCGCUGCUUACGGGAAGCCGGCUGAUCGCCAAUUUCACUGGUGUGCCGAUCUCAGCGAACGUCAGCACAACUGCGAUUCCGCUUCUUGGUGUCCAAGGAGCACACCAUGAAAUGGCCAGUAGACACAAGGGGCGCUAUGAGUUGUUGCUUCAUGCAGUUCCUGUGGGAUAUUGGUGCUUGCCCUUGGGCGGAAUUUACCUCAUUGCUUGGUCCCUCAUCCACGGGAUGAGACGCUCGGCGCUCCGACCUUUGGCACUUCUGGUUUCCCCGUGCUUCGCAACGCCUUUUGCGGGAUCCGCGAUGUGA
Messenger RNA from Notodromas monacha, 633 nucleotides. Lineage: Eukaryota; Metazoa; Arthropoda; Ostracoda; Podocopida; Cyprididae. The record is from the annotation of a GenBank genome assembly.